AUGAACCCCAGACCCUUACAUCUCGACAUACAAUCUUUGCGCCAACGCACCUUCCACUCUACUGACCCCCCCUCCCCUUCCCUUUCGACCAAUUCGUUCAUGUCUUCUAUGUCUUGGAUGGCCGAAAAGUCCAGCAGAGACUUGGUUCCGAUGCUGAAGAAUGCUUACAGUGCCCUAAAAGAAAAAGAGAGAGAUCUUGUGCUUGCAGCCGAAAUAGGAAAAUCCCUAUUGGAGAAUAACAUUGCACUCAAAUCAAGUUAUGAAACCCUCCUACAGCAGACUCAGCGUCCCAACCCGCUGCCCACUCCGUCUUCAUCUCUUGCCACCCAAACAUCAUGUCACCUCACUCUUGACAAUGGCAGCGAAUCAGGUGACUCUAUCCAAACAGAGGAAGAUGAUCCUUUUUACAACUACAACUACAACUAUCCAAUCCCAUCCCAUUCUACUCGCGAGGCCAUGAUCGAAGUCCUGGAAAAGAAGAACGUCGAGCUCAACCAGGAGCUCGAUCUCUUGCUCAACGAACAGACAAAGCUCGAACGGACCAACAUCAAGCGCACCCGCCAGCUAGAGUCCGAGGUGGCCGUCUUGAGAGGCAAUCUGGAGAUCGCGUCCUCCAAAGUACUCGAAUUGGAAGAAAUGAAUGAGCGCCAGAGGAGAAUUGAGAAGACCAGACAGUACCCAUCGGAGUCAGAGAUGGCAGCACAAGACGAUCAUGUCGAACAGCUGCUGACCAAAGUAGAUGAUCUCCAAUUCGAGAAUGCUAUUGUCAUUCAGUCCAAACAAGAGAUCGAAAAGAAGCUAUCAGAAACCCUCAAGGAUCUCCGGGCCCUCAAGGAGCAGUACGAGACCUACCAGUCGACCGAAAAAGAACACCAGUCGCUGCAGGAAGCCUACAGACGCCAGUUCCAGCACAUCAGCGAGCUCAAUGCCACAGUAGAAGAUCAUCGGCAUGUCCUACAACGUCUUCAGGACAAAGGCAUCCAGAUAAACACAGCAAAAAGCACACCUGCACCAAGCUGCUACGGAGGCGACACUCCUGCAUUCCGCAACACACUUCUUGGAGAACUCGAGUCCGAGUGGUUGAAAUCAAACACGCAUGGUCCACCAGCCCUCAGUCGAUCAGCCUCCACACCCACGCCUCGUUACCACGACUCUUUUGGCGAUGAUGACAACGAUGACGACUCUAACCAUCUACGUGGAACAUACACCCCACGCCCACAAUCGCAUAAGAGCUUCCGCUCAGGCCCAGCCUUUUCGACCCGAGCACAGCCAGGAAUGACAAAUUCUGGAUCUGGGAACAUCAACAAUCAUAACAACCUAUCCUCAUUCUACCAACCCGACCCAGGCUUCUUACUCGAGACUGCUCUUUCCAAGGUCAGCGGAAUCGACCCUUAUUUGCUCGACCAGGCACUCGAGUUUGUGAACCGUAUCGAAGAAGAACAUGAUGCAGAAAAGCAGGCAGCAUUAUAUGAACCUUGUGAUGAUGCCUCAAAUUGCUCCACAUUCCGAGGCUAUCCCUCACCCUCAUUAUCUUAUCCUCUUAUCCACCGAGAAUCUAAAAGUAUGGUACAGCACAAGCCCAAAGGAGGCCGGGUAUCACGCCUUCUUGGAGCCAUUUUUAGAUCUUUGUGGCGCUGGUGUCGCUUUGCAAUCAUCUUGACCACAGCAGUCCUGAUCAGUUUGUGGAGUGGUCCUGAUGGUGUCCUUGAGGAAUAA
Phycomyces blakesleeanus NRRL 1555(-) is the source of this 1716-nucleotide messenger RNA. RefSeq lists its product as hypothetical. The transcript is spliced from 2 exons. The coding region runs from base 1 to 1716 and encodes 571 amino acids. The record is from RefSeq and is a predicted model, not a curated record. Lineage: Eukaryota; Fungi; Mucoromycota; Mucoromycetes; Mucorales; Phycomycetaceae.